CGCUGCACGUCCUCCACAUAUCAUGUCGCUGUCGCGCGCCGUCCCUGCGCUCUCGCGCGCGCUCUCCACCUCCCCGUCCGCUGCGUCCUGGCCGACCGGUCCUACUCCCCCGGGUGCGAACUAUCCGACGCACGUACCGCUGAACGCGGCGCAGAACGCCCUCCUCGCCGUCGGGAGUGGCGUCGUCGGCGUCAUGGACUACACGAACCGGCCUGACCUCAUCGCGACGCUGAGCGAGAGCACCGCCGCGUCCUUUCUUCCGCGGCUGCACGACGCGAUGGCCGCGCAUCCCGAGGGGCGCCAGAUCCUGCGCGACCGCCCGGUCGUCAGCUCGCGCACAGUGAACCUCGAUAGCUUGCGCGGGAUGCGGCGCGGCACGGUCGGGCGCGAGUAUGUGGAGUGGCUCGAUCGGGAUGGGAUUACGCCUGAUUCGCGCACGGAGGUCCGGUAUAUCGACUCGCCGUCGCUCGCGUACACCAUGCUCCGGUAUCGUCAGACACAUGACUUGUACCAUACCCUGUUCUGUUUGCCGCCCACGCUCGCACACGAGCUUACGCUCAAGGUCAUUGAGUGGGCGAACAUGGGCUUGCCGGCCGCUGCGCUGUCGAGCACCUUCGGGCCAUUGCGGCUCAGUGCGAAGCGGCGCGAGAUGUGGCGCGCAGACUGGGCGCCGUGGGCACUUCGGGUUGGCGCCGCGGGACGGUCACUCGUCGGCGUGUACUGGGAGAAGCGGUGGGAGCAGGGGAUCGGAGAGCUGCGCCGCGAGCUCGGUGUCAGCCGCAUGGAAGACCCAGCAGUCAUCGGGCGCUGGAAGGGAUAUCGCGUGCUGCGGGAGAGAGAACGUGAGCUGCGGCGCACAGGCGAGUGGAUCGACGAGCCCGAGGAGUGGUAAUGGUGAGAAUGCGCGAGAGGAGGUACUACUCAGGAUCCAGUCUAUGCAUCGUUCUACAGUCAAGGA
Messenger RNA from Cutaneotrichosporon oleaginosum, 958 nucleotides. RefSeq lists its product as uncharacterized. Gene Ontology annotation, biological process: ubiquinone biosynthetic process. NCBI's taxonomy places the organism in Eukaryota, Fungi, Basidiomycota, Tremellomycetes, Trichosporonales, Trichosporonaceae. The record is from RefSeq and is a predicted model, not a curated record. Gene Ontology annotation, cellular component: mitochondrion; mitochondrial inner membrane.